UCUACCAACAUGGGACAAACUAUCACCACCCCCAAAAGUUUAACUUUGCAGCACUUCAAGGAAGUCCGUGACAUCGCCCACAAUCUCUCGGUGGAAGUGCGGAAAGGAAAGUGGGACAUCUUCUGCUCAUCUGAAUGGCCCACCUUUGACGUGGGCUGGCCACGAGAUGGCACCUUUAACCUAGAUAUUAUUUUGCAGGUGAAGGCCAAAGUCAUGAAUCCUGGGCCCCAUGGGCAUCCAGACCAAGUCCCUUAUAUCAUCACGUGGGAAUCUCUGGUCAAGGACCCCCCACCGUGGGUGAAGCCCUUCUUGCCUCCCCCUUGCCCAAAACCCAUUCAUUCUGCCCCCCCUCUCCCGCCUCCAUUAGUUCCUACCCCAGUUAACUCCACCCUUUACCCAGUCCUUACGAAACCUACUCCAGAAAAGGACCCUAGCCACAAGAAGACACCCCCAGUCCUGCCGGCGGAUGAUGGCCCCCUACUGGACCUGAUGACCGAACAACCCCCUCCUUACAGGGGCCCAAACCCGGCACAGGAACCAGGGGAGGCAACCGCCAGAGGGGGACCCCAGGGAGAGCCCCCCUCGUCCCCGGUGGCUGGACGCUUAAGGGGAAGACGAGAAGUCACUCCCGAUUCCACAUCCCAGGCCCUACCGCUACGGAUGGGGCCUGACAGCCAGCUCCAAUAUUGGCCCUUUUCUGCGUCUGAUUUAUAUAAUUGGAAAAAUAAUAACCCUGCUUUUUCGAAGGAUCCCUCUAGGCUCACUGCAUUGAUAGAGUCUAUUUUAGUGACUCACCAGCCCACCUGGGAUGAUUGCCAACAGCUGCUCCAGACGCUGCUGACCACUGAGGAAAAGCAGCGGGUUGUCAUAGAGGCACGUAAAAAUGUUCCAGGAGACGAUGGACAACCCACCCAGCUGCCACACAGAAUAGAUGCGGCUUUUCCCUUGGAGCGACCGGAUUGGGACUUCUCCACUGAGCGCGGUAGGGAACGCCUACGUCAAUAUCGCCAGUUGCUCAUGGCGGGUCUCCGUGGGGCCGCAAAGCGCCCAACUAAUUUGGCCCAGGUUAAAUUAGUGACUCAAAAGUCUGAAGAAUCUCCCUCUGCCUUCCUAGAACGCCUCAAGGAGGCAUAUCGUGUGUAUACUCCCUACGAUCCAGAUAGUCCGGAUCAGGCAACUAACUUAGCCAUGUCUUUCAUUUGGCAGUCAGCCCCAGAUAUUAGACGGAAGUUAGAAAGACUUGACAAUUUAAGAGAGAAUACAGUGCAGGAUUUGCUGAAGGAGGCAGAGCGGAUUUAUAACAAGAGAGAGACACAGGAAGAAAGGGACGAAAGGCUGAAGAGAGAGGCAGAAGAAAGGGAGAAUGACAGGGAGCGGAAGAGAAAUAAAGAGUUUAGCAGGUUGUUGGCCACUGUAGUGACAGAACAAAGGCAGAGUAGACAGGACCUGGGAGGCCGUAGGGGUCCCCGACUGGACAAGGAUCAAUGCGCCUACUGCAAGGAAAGAGGGCAUUGGGCCCGAGACUGUUCCAAGAAGCCAAAGGGCCACCAAAAGGGACCUCAAAGACCCAAGCCUCAGACCAAUUUGCUCAAUCUGGAAGACUAGGGGUGUCGGGGUCAGGAGCCUCCCCCUGAACCCAGGAUGACUCUUAACGUGGGGGGGCAGCCUGUCACCUUCCUGGUGGACACCGGAGCCCAACAUUCGGUACUCACCACCUCACCGGGACCCCUAACUGACAAAUCAGCAUGGGUUCAAGGAGCAACCGGAGGAAAGAGGUACCGUUGGACUACCGAGAGGAAGGUACAACUCGCCACCGGUAAGGUAACUCACUCCUUUUUGCACGUCCCUGAUUGUCCCUACCCCCUGCUGGGGAGAGACCUACUUAUGAAACUUAGGGCACAAAUCCACUUUGAGGGGACUAAAGCCCAUAUUACCGGGCCGCAGGGACAGCCCUUGCAUGUGCUAACCAUGCACUUACAAGAUGAGUACCGGCUCCACGAGCCUGAGAAACCUGAGUCGCAGGAUGUGACUAGUUGGCUAGAGAAAUUUCCCCUGGCUUGGGCGGAGACUGGAGGAAUGGGUCUCGCCAUUCACCAACCGCCCUUGGUGAUUGCUCUAAAGGCAUCUGCGACUCCUGUCUCUAUCAAACAAUAUCCAAUGUCACAUGAGGCCUACCAGGGAAUCAGACCCCACAUUCAGAGACUUUUAGAUCAGGGCAUAUUGGUACCGUGCCAAUCUCCUUGGAAUACGCCUCUCCUUCCAGUCAAAAAGCCAGGAACAGGAGAUUAUCGCCCAGUACAGGACUUAAGGGAAGUCAACAAAAGAGUGGAGGACAUACACCCCACAGUCCCCAACCCAUACAAUCUGUUGACUGGGCUUCCCCCGAGAUAUGUUUGGUAUACAGUCCUGGACCUCAAGGAUGCUUUCUUCUGUUUGAGGCUCCACCCAAAGAGCCAAUCUCUUUUUGCCUUUGAGUGGAAGGAUCCAGAGCUGGGAAUAUCGGGCCAGCUUACUUGGACAAGAUUACCACAGGGGUUCAAAAACAGCCCCACCCUUUUCGAUGAAGCUCUACACCGGGACUUGGCUGACUUCAGGGUCCAUCACCCUACCCUAAUUUUACUCCAGUAUGUGGAUGACCUCCUCCUGGCUGCAGAAACUGAGAAAGAAUGUAAGGAGGGAACAGAGGCCCUUUUGAGAACUUUAGAAAUUCUAGGAUACAGGGCCUCAGCCAAAAAGGCCCAGAUUUGCCAAAGACAAGUUACUUAUUUGGGAUACCAGAUCAAAAAUGGGCAAAGGUGGCUGACCGAGGCACGGAAACAGACAAUUUUGGGAAUUCCAGAACCCAAAAAUCCGAGGCAGUUAAGAGAGUUCCUAGGUACGGCGGGGUUUUGCCGCCUCUGGAUCCCGGGGUUUGCAGAGAUGGCCGCACCACUCUACCCCCUUACCAAACAAGGAACUCUCUUCACUUGGGGGGAUGAACAACAGAGGGCCUACGCAUCAAUAAAAGAGGCCCUGCUAACUUCCCCUGCAUUAGGAUUGCCGGAUUUAAACAAGCCCUUUGAGUUGUUCGUGGACGAGAGACAAGGGUAUGCUAGAGGAGUCCUAACUCAAGGACUCCUCUACCUGUCUAAGAAACUCGACCCAGUGGCCUCAGGUUGGCCCCCUUGCCUACGGAUGGUGGCUGCGAUCGCCCUCUUGCUCAAGGACUCUGGCAAACUGACUAUGGGGCAGCCAGUAACUAUCCUGGCUCCACAUGCGGUUGAGGCCCUGGUAAAACAACCUCCGGGCCGAUGGCUCUCUAAUGCCCGCAUGACUCAUUACCAGGCUCUGUUACUAGACACUGAGAGAGUGCAAUUUGGUCCUGUGGUAGCCCUCAACCCAGCAACGCUGCUUCCCCUACCAGAAGGUCCAGAAGUUCAUGAUUGUCUCCAGAUACUUACAGAGGUACAUGGCACCCGACCUGACCUAACUGACCAACCCCUUUCGGAGGCCGACUUCACCUGGUUCACCGACGGGAGCAGUUUCCUGGACAACGGAGAGCGGAGAGCAGGGGCUGCGGUCACCACCGAAACUGAGGUAAUAUGGGCCAAGGCCCUACCACCUGGAACCUCAGCUCAACGGGCCGAACUCAUCGCCCUGACCCAAGCCCUCCGAAUGGCGGAAGGUAAGAAGCUAAAUGUCUAUACAGACAGCCGUUAUGCCUUUGCUACUGCUCAUAUCCAUGGAGAAAUAUAUCGAAGAAGGGGACUGCUUACCUCCGAAGGGAAAGAGAUUAAAAAUAAGACGGAGAUAUUGGCCUUGUUAGAGGCUUUGUUCUUACCCUCGAGGCUGAGCAUUAUUCAUUGCCCAGGUCACCAAAAGGGGGACAGCUUGGAAGCCAGGGGCAACCGCUUGGCGGACAUGACAGCCAGGGAAGUAGCGAUGCAAGGAAAUUCAGAGGCUCCCCGCCUCAUGGCCAUAGAUCUGGCCAUGGCAGAGGCCCACUCCGUCCAAAAACCCUCCUUCCAUUUCCAUUAUACUGAGGAAGACCAAAACCUCCUCAAAGGAAUGGGGGCCACAUACAACCCCACAACAAGACUCUGGACUUUGAACGAGCGACCUGUGUGGCCCCUACAACAGACCCGGGACCUGAUCAAGUAUCUCCAUCAACUGACCCAUCUUAGCUCCAAAAAGAUGAAAACCCUCCUGGACAGAGAGGAAAACGCCCACUAUCUGCUAGGUAAAGAUAAAAUCCUACAAGAAGUAGCUGAAGAAUGCACGGCAUGUGCCCGAGUCAAUGCAAGCUGCAACAAGAUCGGUGCGGGGGUCAGGGUCCGAGGACACCGCCCUGGCACUCAUUGGGAGAUAGACUUCACCGAGGUGAAACCUGGACUCUAUGGGUACCGGUACUUACUGGUAUUUAUAGACACUUUUUCUGGGUGGGCAGAAGCCUACCCUACUAAACAUGAGACUGCCAGAGUUGUCACCAAGAAACUUUUAGAAGAAAUCUUCCCUAGGUAUGGAAUGCCGCAAGUACUGGGCUCUGACAACGGGCCUGCCUUCGUCUCCCAGGUAAGUCAGUCAGUGGCCACAUUGUUGGGGAUUGAUUGGAAAUUACAUUGUGCAUACCGCCCCCAGAGCUCAGGGCAGGUAGAACGUAUGAAUAGAACUAUUAAGGAGACUUUAACCAAAUUAACGCUUGCAACUGGCGCUAAGGACUGGGUAUCCCUCCUUCCCCUAGCGUUGUAUAGGGCUCGAAACACUCCGGGCCCCCAUGGGCUCACUCCUUUUGAGAUCUUGUAUGGCGCCCCGCCACCAGCUGCCCAUUUCUUUGACUCUGGAAUAGCCUCCUUUGCUGAUACCCCCUCUCUUCAAGCUCAUUUGCAGGCUCUACAGCUUGUGCAACGGGAGGUUUGGAAGCCUCUGGCGGCCGCGUAUCGAGAGCAGCUAAGUCAACCUGCGGUCCCGCACAAAUUCCAGAUUGGAGACGUGGUUUGGGUACGGCGACACCAGACAAGGAACCUGGAACCACGCUGGAAAGGACCUUACACUGUUCUGCUGACGACACCCACAGCUCUGAAAGUAGACGGCAUCUCCGCCUGGGUCCACGCCUCCCACGUCAAGGCCGCCACCCCUGAGCAGCCGCCUGACGCCUCAGACUCGGGAACCCGAUGGAAACUCCACCGCACUCAAAAUCCUCUCAAGAUAAGACUGACUCGGGGGGGGAAACCCUAA
This is a messenger RNA of Meriones unguiculatus (Mongolian gerbil), 5214 nucleotides long. RefSeq lists its product as uncharacterized. The record is from RefSeq and is a predicted model, not a curated record. The transcript has a single exon. Gene Ontology annotation, molecular function: zinc ion binding; aspartic-type endopeptidase activity; RNA-DNA hybrid ribonuclease activity. Lineage: Eukaryota; Metazoa; Chordata; Mammalia; Rodentia; Muridae. Gene Ontology annotation, biological process: virion assembly; DNA integration; proteolysis.